This is a messenger RNA of Heteronotia binoei (common prickly gecko), 1313 nucleotides long. RefSeq names its product ribosomal RNA processing 7 homolog A (gene RRP7A). The record is from RefSeq and is a predicted model, not a curated record. The coding region runs from base 146 to 985 and encodes 279 amino acids. NCBI's taxonomy places the organism in Eukaryota, Metazoa, Chordata, Lepidosauria, Squamata, Gekkonidae. Gene Ontology annotation, biological process: rRNA processing; ribosomal small subunit assembly. Gene Ontology annotation, molecular function: nucleic acid binding. Gene Ontology annotation, cellular component: CURI complex; UTP-C complex. The transcript has 7 exons.
GUCUUUCUCUGUCUUCCUAAUGGAACCAGGAGGAGAGUGGCUCUCCUCCCCCGCUUCCUGGGUACAUGCAGAAAACUACAGGUCCCAAAAUGCUUUGCUGCAACAGAAAUUGGGCGAUGACGCGCCUUCCUCCUAGUGCUCUGAAAUGGCGACUUCUAAGAGGAAACGUGGGAAGGGUGUGGCGUGUGUUGCUCCUGCGGGAUAUACAGCUAUUCCACUGAAAUUCUCAGAAAAGCAUCAAUCACUUCAGUAUCUCUAUGUGAAGGAGCACAAAGUCAGAGAGGAAAAAGAUCCUAACAGGCCUCCAAACCAUACCCUUUUCGUUCUCAAUGUCCCGCCAUAUUGCACAGAGGAAUGCUUGUCGAGGCUGUUCUCUGGCUGCUGUUCUGUACAGUCUGUGGAGAUGUGUGAAAAGCCAGUGCUGGGAGAAAAGCCAGAAGUACCUGAGUCCAAGUUCUUCAACACUAAGACAUUGCUGGGACUCAAGGUGGCCUAUGUGGUGUUCAAGAGUCCAGCUGGUAUACAGGCUGCUCGGUCCUUAUCAGUACAUGAGCCCCUAGUGAUAUCUUCUGUCAGUCACCCUGUGCAAACUGGAAUUCGCAAAUGGAUUGCUGGGUAUGCUGCAUCACUUGUAGAUCCUGCUGAGCUGAAGAAAGAGGUGGAUGCUUUCAUGCAAGCCUAUGACCAGAAGGUUGCUGAGGAAGAUGCAAAUGCUGAGGAUGAAGAUGGUAUCCCAGAUGAAGAUGGGUGGGUGAAGGUGACCAGGAAAGGUCGAAGGCCUGGACUCCCACGGACAGAGACAGCCAGCCUGCGGGUACUGGAGAGAGAGAAGCACAAGAGAGCACGCAAAGAGCUUCUCAAUUUCUAUGCUUGGCAACAUCGUGAGACUAAGAGGGAGCACAUAGCCCAGCUGAGGAAGAAAUUUGAAGAGGACAAGCAGAAAAUUGCACUCAUGCGAGCACAGCGGAAGUUCCGGCCAUACUGAAUCUCCGGAUGUUCCCCCCAAAAGGGGAGCCACAGUGAGAUGUUCACAGGCAGAAAGGUUUUCCUGGAGCUUCUUGGAAGCCAACCUGAAUAGCUGCUCAUUCCCCAUCACUGCCUUCUGAACUGUGACUGAUGAAGUGGGCAGCUGUCCUUGCUCAAACUGUGCAAUGCCUGCAGAUCACAGAUGGGCAAUCCUAUGAUGGUUCUUUGGACCUUGCUUCAGGGAUAUCCCUGACAAAGGUGUACCAGGGUGAUUUCUGAUGCUGUUGGCUGUGAGAUAAAACAGCUGUAUAUUUUAAAUUGUUAAUAAAUGUUUCUAUGGACUAAAA